AUGGAGCUUGUUUGCGAGCUGCCGGGUGUCAGCGACAUGGGUUGCAUCGCCGCUUGGACACGGCAUCUGCGCUGCGAUGAUCUGCGAUGGUUUGCGAUGCGCUGCCGCAAAAGACCCACUUUUGAGGUCUUGGACAUUGCGGAGAAGCACCUGCGGCUGAACACCUUGGCUCCGGCCUUGGUCCUUGGGAGAGUGCAUGUGCAAUGUGCACCCUCCUUACGCCAGGACCCUGCGCCCAAGUAUGCCAUCAAUGCAGGGCCUUUUCCGGUGCAGGGCACAGCUGAUACCGGCCAGAGGCAAGAAAGCUUACAGCCGGAGGUUCUCAUUGAGCCUUCUGGUGCCAAAGCCAAGAGAAUGCGCUCCGGCCUCGCAGUGUUCCGAAACUGCGGCUGCCUGGCCGGAUGCUUCGGCCUCCGCGGCCUCUCCGGGCCGCCAAAAAGGACAGGUUGGAUUCACAUGAAUGCAGCUGGCGCUUCGCCCAUGCCGGACGUGGUCCAUGAUGCCAUCGUGGCUCAUCUCGAGUUGGAGCGCCAAGUCGGAGGCUACGCAGCAGAAGCCGCAGCGAAUGCAAGGCAGGCUGCUCGCAGGGCGGCAGCAGAAUUGUUGGGCUGUGACGAAACAGAAAUAGCUUUAACCGAGUCCGCACAGGCCGCUUGGGCGAAAGCUUUUUACAGCUUAGAUUUCCAAGAGGGUGAUCGGAUAUUCUGUUGGGAAAGUGAAUAUGCAGGGAAUGCAGUCGCAUUUCUGCAGGCUGCUAGGCGACACAAACUCGAGCUCGAAAUAUUGCCGAUGCGAACUGAUGGCAUCGUGGAUGUAGCUGCCCUUGACGUCGCACUCAAAUCUAUGCCUGCAUCUGCACGCUCUGUGGUGGCUUUGACACACAUUCAAACAAACUCGUCGAUAGUACAACCUGCAGCCGCCGUCGGCGAACUUGCUCGCAAGCAUGGUGCUGUCUUCCUGCUUGAUGCUUGCCAAUCCAUCGGACAGAUACCCGUUAAUGUGCGGUUAUUGUCCUGUGAUUUUGCUUGCGGCACUGGUCGCAAGUGGCUGAGAGGCCCGCGUGGCACGGGGUUUCUCUACGCUCGGGCAGGCGCUCUGCCCCAGUCGACGCGGGCCUCUGAGCGGUCUGAGCGCGAACUCGUGGGUGAGCCUGCCAUGAUCGAUCACGUCUCGGUGCGUUGGACACAGCGAUGCUCAUACGAGCUGGCAUCUACCGCCCAGCGAUAUGAGAUGUGGGAGUCUGCACCUGCACUGCAUGUGGGCUUGAAAGAGGCACUUAUGCUGUGCAGCCGCAUGGGCCCGCAGCAGGUUGAGCAAAGGGCAAGUCACCUGGCACGAUCUCUACGACAGAAGUUGGGAUGCAUCGAGGGCAUUCGCUGUUGUGAUGCUCCGGAGAGCUUCAACGAGGAUGCUGAAAGCCCGGAAACAAGGCGAUGUGGAAUUGUGACCUUCCAGGCAUUCCCGGACCUCAGAGUCACUUCUGAGUUUAUAAAGGAUGCUCUUGCUGAGCAGCGAAUUGCCGUAUCAGUGUCGCCAUCCUCUCACACUUUUAACGAUGCGGAUUGGAGUCUGCCUUCCACCGUGAGGAUAAGCCCAUCCUACUACAACGAUGAAUCCGAAGUCGACAUCGUUGCACGUACCAUACAGAGCAUCAUCUCGCACGAAGCCUUGGCUGCGUUGACCUUUGCGCUGCAAGACGACGACUACGACAUCCGGAAAUGUACCUUCACAGCUCUGAGCGACUGCUUAACCUCCACGAAUUCCCAUCUCCCGGCAUGCUUCAUCUUGAGCUGCUGCUUGCAAGACGAGCGGCCGUUCGUGAGGGUGGCUGCGGCGGAGGUGCUGGCGCAGCUGGGUGUUUCCGGAAACAUGGCACCUAUCAUGAUCGCAAAUGCAUGGCUGGAUGAUGCGAGACAGCAUGUAAGGUGCUUAGCGGUUCAAAUUCUGGGGCGUUGUUGCGCUGGCCACUGUGCCGGUGAUGCUUUGGAUGCUGCGCUCGGCCAUCUGCGAGAUGAUCGGUUCUUUGUCCGCAAAGGGGCUGUGGAGGUCUUGGGCACUGGCGCUUUGCGUGGCAGCAGAGAAGCGGCAAUUGCACUGCGAGGGUGCCUAGAAGACGCAUCCUUGCACGUUAGAGAUGUCGCCCGACGCUGGCAUAUGCGAGUGGUGUGCAGUGCAGCCUUGUGGCUGCAGGGUGAGGAUUCGAAAAGAGAAACAGGAUUGGAAAUCCUAGCUGCACUGGCCAAGCUGGGCGAUCGAGAUGCGAUCGUAGCAGCAGUGCAGGCACUGAAAAGUCCGUCGCCAAGUUGUCGACAGGCCGGCGUGGAUAUUCUGGGACACGGAGCGGGGGCGCAGGCACAUCCUCUGGCAAGCAUUGCAUUGGCCAUGUGUGUGGCUGACGGGGAUCAAGAUAUACAAACGAGCGAGCAAAUCGCCAAAGCCAGGCAGCUGCUGUCUCUUUCAUCUCGGGACAUCUCGCAUGCUUUGGAUGUCCAUCUUGAAACCGUGGAGAACUUCUCUCCAAGCGAAGCUGAAGAGCCUGAAGUGCACGAUUGCACCGGGCGUACGCAAGAGCUCCUGCAGCACCUUCGACAACACUUGAUGGCAGAAGGCAUUGCAAAAGCAGUCUGUAUCAUCUUGGAGACGGCCGCUGAAGAUCCAGAACCUUUGGGAGGUGACCGGACAACCUUUCCAAGCCUUCCAAGCGACAUUCCUGCCGCAUUGAGCGUGCUUUCUGCUCGCAGAGGCACUUGCAGGAGCCUUUGUACUCCCUUCUCUGUCCUCAAGGCUUCCGACUCCUUUGUGAGGAUCUCGGCUAUACAGGCGCUACGUGGUCUUGCAGAACAAGGAAGCCUGGAAGCGAUAGCCGCUCUCUGCGGCAGUUUGGAGGACGACUGUGCUGAUGUGCGGGAGCAGGCCGUGGAUGUCCUCGGAGGCAUUCCAACACAGCGGUUUCUCUUGGAGACCGUGGCUAAACACCUUGCGCAUGAGCAGUCGUACGUGAGAGUGGCGGCUGUGGAACUCCUUUGUAGAAACAGCGACAGGGAUGGCGUUUGCGAUGUGGCCUUGCCAUAUCUUGAGAACAUGAACUCUGGAACAAGGCAAUCCGCGAUCCGAGUACUGGCGUCGACGGCCACUCGCAAUGAGAAGGCCAUGUCUGGCUUACGAGAACGUCUUGACGAUAAGGAAAUGGAGGUCCGACAAGAAGCCCUCGUGGCGCUUUGCACGCUCGAGUCGCCUGAGAGAUGCUCGACCCAUGAGCGCCUCAGCGCGUGGACUCCAUAG
Messenger RNA from Symbiodinium sp. CCMP2456, 3282 nucleotides. Lineage: Eukaryota; Dinophyceae; Suessiales; Symbiodiniaceae. The record is from the annotation of a GenBank genome assembly.